CCGCCGUCCCGGAGCGGCCAUGCAGCUGCUGCCUCUGCUCGCCUGGGCGCUGCUGCCAGGCUGCGGGGCGGUGACGGGACCCGGCACCGUGCGGGGAUUCCUGGCAGGGAUCAUCUCUGUCAUCUCGUGCCGGCCUGGCCAGGAGACGAAGCUGAAACUCCGGAGAAAACGGGACAAUUUCUUGCUGUGCUGCUGGCACCACGGACACCUCGGGCUCGCUCCCGUGGCACAGCGGGGCCGAUUCUCCACCCGGGACAAGCGCGCACAGCGGGCGUUCACAGCGACCGUGGAGCGUCUGUCCCAGGAGGACACUGGCAGCUUCCUCUGCGGGUGUGAAAGGGAAUUUACUGCUUUGGUGACAAUGCUGCUCUGAAGGUGAUGGCAUUGUCAGCACUGAAGAAUCCCCGGGUCCAGCCUGGGUGCGUCCCCUUGCAAUCGCCGGGAGGCGUGGCUGCAGUAGGGGCAUCCUGGAUGAGGAGCUGAUGCAGGAGCCGUGACCAGGAAAUCCUGCAGCUCUUGGACGUGUCAGGCAGCAGCAGGCAACGGGGCUGCCCCCUGUCCCAAACGCCUCAGAGCAGCAGGGACACCCUCCUGCCCACUCGCCCUGCACCGUGCUGGGACCGUGCCACCCAUCACGGCCUCCCCGUGACAGGAGUUGCUCAGCUCCUCGUGCUUCUCAUCCCUGGAAAACCUCGGCCGCUCAUGGCAGCCUCUGUGCUGGAGAGAGAAGGGUUUGGGUGCAGAGAGCUUGUUCCUGCUGAGCUGCAGCUGCCAGCUGAAGACAAUUUUGCAAUAAAGGCUGGGUA
Molecule: messenger RNA, 806 nt
Organism: Malurus melanocephalus (red-backed fairy wren)
Lineage: Eukaryota; Metazoa; Chordata; Aves; Passeriformes; Maluridae
Product: CMRF35-like molecule 7
Exons: 2
Coding region: 20-373 (117 amino acids)
Cellular component (GO): plasma membrane
Molecular function (GO): transmembrane signaling receptor activity
Source: RefSeq, a predicted model, not a curated record